AUGUUCCUGCGCCCUGCAUUGCUGUCUGUGGCUGCUUUUGUGACAAAGAUGGAUAUGUCUGGGCUUACAUGUGGUAGUAUCUCGGUACCUGGAGAGUCGCCUAUUCGGUCGGCAACAGCGCCGAAUAAUGAGGUAGACGCCAUUUUAGACCCUGCCGCUGUGUGGAAAGAAAAGGAGGUUGCGAAUGCUUUUACAGAUAUCCGUGAAUCGGUGCCCUUGGCAAAAGAACAGCUGGAUCUCAUGGUCCGGAUCAUUAAAACCUUCCACCAGCCAAACGGCGGCGCUCGCCCCUUUACCUGGCUGGACCUUGGCUGCGGCGAUGGUCCUCUCGGGAGAGCGCUGUUGGAGGCCUUUCCAGACUCCCAAGGAACGUUUUUGGAUUUUUCAGAACCCAUGUUAGAGACUGCAAAGUCCAAAAUUGAUGCCAUGGGCAUGACCCAUCGUGUUUCGUUGGUGCAAGGAGAUCUUUCCAGUCCUCGUUGGAUGGAGGCACUGAACCAACAGCAACCAAAAGUGGAUGCGAUUGUGUCUGGAUUUGCCAUUCAUCAUUUGACCAACGAACGGAAGCAGGCUCUGUAUCAAGAGUUGUACGAUAUGUUGUCUCCUGGUGGUGUAUUCCUAAAUCUAGAGCAUGUGGCGUCUCCGUCGCUGGAAGUCGAAAAGAUAUUUGACGGGGCGUUUGUGGAUUCCAUGCACCGCCAUUUUGAAGGCGCCAAGACCUAUGAAGAAUGUGAGCAAGCCGUGUACUAUGAUUUGAACGUGGAUGCUGAAGCAAACAUCGUGGUGUCUGCGGAAACUCAAUGCGAAUGGCUGAGAUCUUGUGGAUUCCAACACGUGGAUAUCUAUCUCAAGUACUUGAUCCUUGCCCUUUUCGGCGGGGUCAAGAAACAAGAGGAUGAAGCUAGUGCGCCUUUGUAG
This is a messenger RNA of Seminavis robusta, 918 nucleotides long. The record is from the annotation of a GenBank genome assembly. NCBI's taxonomy places the organism in Eukaryota, Bacillariophyta, Bacillariophyceae, Naviculales, Naviculaceae.